GAAGUGUUUGAAUUUUUGGCGGGUUAAUGAAUAACUGUUAAGAGAGCGCAAUCUACAAAUGGCUACUGAUACAACCAACGAUACGAAGUAGUUUUAUUUUCUCUAUGAUAAUUUACGAUACUGAAAGUGCCGAAGGAAAACGGUGAUUGAUGUUUCGAACGCGUUUAGUCGCGAUUAAAACUUUUCGCAAUUUUCUAAUAAUUGCGAUAACUCGUUUCCCGCGGGAAAGCAAUGUCUGGAUAUCGGAAAGUUAAUUACUACGAGCUGUGCAGGUUGUGUACCAGCAGCGAAGGCAAUAAAAUGAACAUAUUUCGCGAUGAAGGUCGAAGGCGACAACUUCAAACAAAAAUUCAAACAUGUUUACCCAUUCAGGUUUUAGAAGAGGAUUCGUUACCUAAAAUCGUCUGCCACGAGUGUGUCAGGAAGUUGGAAAAUUUCAUUGAGUUCCGAGAAACAGUUGUUAGUGCAGAGGGUAUGCUGGAGUCAUAUUUUACUUCGCUCCGCUAUUCUGAGGAUUUUUUAAAAGAAGGUAAAGUGUAUGUAAAAAAUAUUCAGAAGGAAAGAUCUUCCACUCCUGACGCUGAAGGUUUAAAGUCCGAGGAGAAAAUAUUAGCAAAUACAGGAAAUCAAGUGCUAACUGACGAACAACAUGGACAACAUCAACAACCCGUUGUCGUUAGCAAUAUUAAUGCAUCAAAUAUACAAAUCAUCAGCGGUGUCCAAGCUAGGGUACAACAAUAUAAAUGUGCCAUGCAGAUGCAAUCAAAUGGUGAUAUGUCAACUGCAGUUGUAGAAGCUACAGCAGAAGCUCAUUACAGUUGUCAACAACAAACAUCUCAACGUGUAUCGCCUCAAAGAUCUAAUGAAACACAAAAUGAAAUAAGUGAACAGGCAACUCAAUCUCCUCAAAUCCAAACUACAAACCAAAUACAAAAUCAUAAUCAAGUAGUACAACAAGGACAAUCUCAAAGACAAAUUUCACAACAAUUAACUCAAUCUACUCAAAUAACACAACAAAAUCAGACUCAACUUAAUCAUCAACAACAAGGACAGUCACAGAUAACUCAGCAGAUACACCAUUUGCAGAGACACCAUAGACUUCAACAAAUAGAUAAACAACAAGUGCAAAUAGCUACAUCACAAGAAUUUAUCGUGAAACAAGAGCCUUCGCCUCAAGUUCAACAAAAUAAUAAUAUUCUACUUAAACCAGAUACAGAGGUGGAACAGAAUCAACAAAUAAUACAAAAAGUUACAGAUAUCCAAAAAGAAGAUAACGCAUCUCCUUGUCAAAAUUAUACGACAGUACAAGCUGCUCCAGAGGUAUUUUUAAGUUUAGGAUUUAAAGAAACAUCUUUACCCAAUCAAUCAGUUCAAGAUGAAGGAAAAGAUUUUAAAGACUUUACUAAAAAUGAAGAUGUUAUGUCUCGCACUUCCAUUGGACAAAUAUCAGAAUUUCUUAGAAUCAGAUCAGGCACUGAACAGACACCUUUAAUUACUGUUAAUCCUCAAGCUAUAUCACAAUCUACUAGGAGUAGUUUAUGCCGUAAUUGUGGUAAAAAUUUUGCAUCCGUAAAUUUAUUGAAUAGUCAUACUUGUACGAUGAUGAGCGAAGGAUCAGAUUCAAUAGUGAAAGAAGAAACUUUACAAGUUAAUGGAAACUCUUUUAAUUGUGAUAUUUGUGCGAAGCCUUUCAAAAGAAAAGAACACUUAUUUCAACAUCGAAAACUACAUACUGGCGAACGUCCAUAUGUAUGCACAACAUGUGCUAAAGCUUUUAGUCGUAAGGAACAUUUAGUUAGACAUUCUGUAUCACAUACAGGUGAAAAAAUGCAUGAAUGUGAAUUGUGCGGCAAAAGCUUUUCACGCAAAGACAAUCUUCACAAACAUCGUAAAACACAUGGUGUAGCAGGCCCUUAUAUUUGUGAAACUUGUGGAAAAUCUUUCAUGGUGAAACAUUACUAUGCGAUGCAUUUAACAAUGCACGCACCAAAUAUCACAGAUGGUAGUUGUCAAGAUCCUUUGCCAUACAAAUGUGACAUGUGUCACAAAGCAUUUUCUGUUAAGCAGUACCUUACUGCACACAAAUAUAGACAUAGAAAGAAUAAUAAUAAUUCUGCACAGAAUACUUUAAAUAGGCACCAGCAACAACAAUCGCAACAAUCUAAUAAUACUGUCAACAGCAUUAAUGUUGUGGGGAAUAAUGUUGCUGCGUCAGGAAAUAUUAAUGACAAUAAUGGCCAGUCAAGUAAUGGGCCUACAGUGGAAAUACAAAACGUUGUUGAAAGAAGUGAACAGACUAAUGGUUCAUUUAAUAAUAGUCAAUAUCAUAAUAAUAUACCAGAAUUUCAAUGAGAUAAGGGGAAGCGUGUCUAUUAUGUUCUCUUGCCAAAUGGUAACAAUCAUAAGAUUGUAGUUGUAUAGGCAAAAGAAAUUUUAUGACGCGCUAGAAUAUUUUUGUUAGUUUAUUUUGCUCCCGAUUGUAAAUGUUUUGUACUUUGAUAUGAGAAAUCAUAACUAAGAAAAUAUUAUUUUUAAAGCAAGUUAAUGCUUUGACUCAAACGAUGUCUUUAUAAAAUUGGCAAAACAAAAGUCAAAGUUUUAACUAGUCUCCUAUUCAUUUGUAAGUAAAAAAGUAGACAUUAUAAGAGCUUUCUGUACUUUCGUAUAUACGUACGUAAGUAAUGUGUAUAUAUACACAUAUAUUCUUUAAGCAAAUUAUUAUUUAUGAAGAAUAUAUAUAAUACGUAUAAAUAAUGUGUUAAACAAAACACAUAAAUGGAUACAGGUACACAGUUAAAUUAAAAAUAAGAAACAUUAAAUAAUGUUUAAAAUGAUCAAAAACAUAUAAUGGUCAUGAGGUUGUUUCAACACCUAAUUUGGAUUACAUUUAUUACCGUAUUCAAACUUUGAUAAAAAUUUAACAAAAAUAAAAUACGUUUAAUAUCAUUUAUAAUUAUACAAAAAAAAAUUGCACACGAUAAUAUAUAUUAAAUUAACAACUGAUGUAUACUGAACAUAAAUGUGCCAAUAAUGCCAAUAAGAAGGAUCAAACUUUUAAAAAAUCAAUACUAAUACAAAUAUAAAAAGAUUAUACUCUAUUUUAUUUAUAUAAAAAUAUUAGACUAAUUAUCAGUUGUUGAAUAGAUAAUGUAUCAAAAUACUCGUAGACUCAUAUUUUCUUUCGUAACGACGAAGAAAGAGAGAAAUCGAGUUAUUAAUAAUUUUUUAUAAAUCUAUAGAAAUUUUAUUUUGGAUUCCAAUUCCUAAUACGCCUCGCAUAUAUUACACGUCAAUUAUCAGAAUCACCAUAAAGCAGUCCUAUUCGAAUCAGUGAUUGUAACAAUCCAUGACAGUUAGAGGAAGAUAUGUUUAUAUGCAAAUUUAGAGAGUAUUGAACGAGAAAAAUAAGACCAAAGAAAUUUAUACAUAUAUAAAAUAGAGAUAAAUAAUGUUUUAUUAGUAAAAUAGAAACGAGAGAGCAGGGCACAGAAUUAAAAUACCAUUGAAAUUCCCUGUAUUAAUAAUUUCUUGUUAAGAGAUAUUCAUUGUCAUUUCGCAUGACAAUAUUGUUUCAUAUAGAUUCUAUACGAUACGCGUGUACGUAGAGACAUUAUGUUAAUAUUUCAUUUUCACAAUAUAUUGCGUGCAAGUGAAAAUGUAAGGAUAAGAGCACAAAUUAUAAUAAUGAGUAUGUGUAAGGUUUCAUAACAACAAUAACGACAAAAAGGAAAAGAAAGAAAAAAGAAGGAUGAAUGAACAACGCAUGCGUGAUUAUAAAAUUUUAGUAAAGAUUUAAUCUGCUACUGACCAAAAAAAAAAAAAGAAA
Molecule: messenger RNA, 3826 nt
Organism: Polistes dominula (European paper wasp)
Lineage: Eukaryota; Metazoa; Arthropoda; Insecta; Hymenoptera; Vespidae
Biological process (GO): regulation of gene expression
Cellular component (GO): nucleus
Molecular function (GO): zinc ion binding
Source: RefSeq, a predicted model, not a curated record